This is a messenger RNA of Colletotrichum chrysophilum, 444 nucleotides long. RefSeq lists its product as uncharacterized. The transcript is spliced from 2 exons. Bases 1 to 444 code for a protein of 147 amino acids. Lineage: Eukaryota; Fungi; Ascomycota; Sordariomycetes; Glomerellales; Glomerellaceae. Gene Ontology annotation, cellular component: cytoplasm; nucleus. The record is from RefSeq and is a predicted model, not a curated record. Gene Ontology annotation, biological process: proteasome assembly.
AUGUCGAUGCGAAUCGUCCCCGCCGCAAACCAGCCCACAACCUACGCCGCCGGCGCCGCCGCCCCCUCGGCCCCGGGUGUCCACGACACCCUCCGCGCAGGCGUCGGCCAGUCCGCCCUCGACUCCCGCAACAACGUCCCCUCCUCCGCCCACCCCCUCGAGGCCCGCCUCAAGAACUGGGAGGCCACACAGGAGUCCAUGCGCAUGGAGACGCUCCGCCGCACCUUUGGCGCCGCCGAGCCCAUCCGCCGCCAGAUGGAGCUCAAGAUCACCCAGAACGGCGAGUGGCGCCCCGUGGCCCUCGGCGGCCAGCAGGCCUCCGUCCACGAGGAGAUCCUCCGCGGCAAGGACGCCAGCAUCACGUGGGAGGACGUGUACACGGGCGACGAGAGCGUCGGCAUCGUCGGCAUGCACGAUGAGAUGGAGAGGAAGCUCAAGAUUUGA